GCAACCCUCUAGAUGUGUUAAAAGACUUGAUCCCAGCCCUGCUAAACAGCAGCAAACUCCUUAGCAACCUCACAGACUCCAUCAACAUGCCACUCCUCCAGGAUAUAUUCAGCACAGAACACAUCCAGAUGAUGGAAGAGCUUGUUAAUGGUUCAGAAUGGACAACUGUCCUGGACCUUUUCAUGAAGAACGUGCCCAACCUGAUGAAUUUGAUUGAAGCACCAGAGAUGGUUUCAAACAUAGUGAAUGAGAUAGCCAGUCAGUAUUUUGCCACAUUUAAGGCCGUUAUGGAGGGUCUGUCACAGAAUUCCACAGAAAUGGAUCCUGAUGCUGUUGCCAAGUCACUAGCAGACGGCAUGACCAAUCUGGAGCAAACACUACGGGAGGCCAUGGGAGAUAACAUGACAGACAUGGUUAUGGCCCUUGGAAGCAUGCUCAUGGACAUGGUGGAUGACAGCUCAGCCUUUUACGAGAAACUGACAUUGGACCUGAAGGCUAGUGUCUCCAGUCGUCCAGAGGUUGCAACUGCUCUAAACAAACUGGCAGCAAUGGAUACCACGGUCACAUAUACCUUCCUCUCUAACAUGGUGGCUAUGGAUACUGUAUAUAGUGUCCUCAAAGGACAGACAACUAUGCAGGAUGUUUGUAUUCAGUCCCUGGAGGGCACAGUUGCCUCCCCCUGCAGACAUGGCGGGCCAUUUAUGACUGCCUACAUGGUGCAAAUGGACAGCAUAAUGGCUGGUAGCAUUCCUCUUGAGAUGCAAAAUGGCUCCAUGAAAGCCAUGUAUGAACGAGCCUCCAACAUGGUGACUGACAUGAUGUCAUCAUCAUCUUGGUCCACAAUGGCGGAAUGGAUGGAUAUUUUCCAAACAGCUGGUACGAUGAAAGAUGUGUUGGAUUAUGCUCCCUAUACAAAUGACCCUAGAGGCAAUGGAGAACUCUUCACUGUGGAGAAUGAUUCGACCAAGUAUGGAGGUUGCCCUAGCAACAAUUGA
Dreissena polymorpha is the source of this 995-nucleotide messenger RNA. RefSeq lists its product as uncharacterized. The transcript is spliced from 6 exons. Lineage: Eukaryota; Metazoa; Mollusca; Bivalvia; Myida; Dreissenidae. Bases 87 to 995 code for a protein of 302 amino acids. The record is from RefSeq and is a predicted model, not a curated record.